CGUCUGCUUUUUCCCUCAGCUAUCUCUUUGUCCAAAAAUAUCUUGCUCUCUCUUCGAUUCUCUAGGAUGCCAAACAGAUUUCCAGGAGCCUUGAGCCAGGAUUGGGAGCCAGUGGUUCUCCACAAGUCGAAGCCCAAAGCGCAAGAGCUUCGUGAUCCAAAGGCCGUGAACAAGGCUAUCCGGUCAGGCGCGCCAGUCCAGACCUUGAAGAAGUUCGAUGGCGGUGCGAACAAGAAGGCGGCUCCGAUCAUGAACACGAGGAAGCUGGAUGAAGGAACGGAGCCGGCGGCGUUGGACAGGGUAUCGGUGGAUGUGAGACAGUUGAUACAGAAAGCGAGGUUGGAGAAGAAGAUGAGCCAAGCGGAGCUGGCUAAGCUGAUAAACGAGAGGCCUCAGGUGGUUCAGGAGUACGAGAACGGUAAGGCAGUGCCGAACCAGGCGGUGCUUGCGAAGAUGGAGAAGGUUCUAGGUGUCAAGCUUAGAGGAAAGAUCAGCAAGUGAUGUUGGUUGUUGUUCUUACUGGUGUCUUCUCCGUCGCUCGUGAUUUGGAUUUAGUGCCUCGUGGUGAAAAAGUUUGUAAAUGUUAGCAAAAAAUAAUAAUAAUAUGAUAAGAACUUUAGAGUGAGAGAAAAUGUUUAUCCAUUUUCUUAUUGUUCUUUCAAUUAUUGGGGAGUUUCUAGGUUUGAUCUACCAAUCUCUUAAAAGGGCAAUUACGAUUGGGGUGGGGGGAAGAAUGAUAUGGUGCAAUUUUAUGAGACGCAAUGACCUUAUUGUGUUUGCAUAUGAUGUAAUUUGGAUGUCUAGUAGUUAUUGAUGAUAUAUAUAUAUAUAUAUAUAUGGGCAAAUAGUUUCCCUUAAUUGUGUA
Messenger RNA from Vitis riparia (riverbank grape), 865 nucleotides. Its product is annotated as multiprotein-bridging factor 1c. Gene Ontology annotation, molecular function: DNA binding. The coding region runs from base 67 to 501 and encodes 144 amino acids. The record is from RefSeq and is a predicted model, not a curated record. Gene Ontology annotation, cellular component: nucleus. NCBI's taxonomy places the organism in Eukaryota, Viridiplantae, Streptophyta, Magnoliopsida, Vitales, Vitaceae. The transcript has a single exon.